This is a messenger RNA of Lotus japonicus, 3678 nucleotides long. Its product is annotated as RINT1-like protein MAG2L. Lineage: Eukaryota; Viridiplantae; Streptophyta; Magnoliopsida; Fabales; Fabaceae. Gene Ontology annotation, biological process: endoplasmic reticulum to Golgi vesicle-mediated transport; retrograde vesicle-mediated transport, Golgi to endoplasmic reticulum; regulation of ER to Golgi vesicle-mediated transport. The record is from RefSeq and is a predicted model, not a curated record. The coding region runs from base 96 to 2570 and encodes 824 amino acids. The transcript is spliced from 5 exons. Gene Ontology annotation, cellular component: Dsl1/NZR complex.
AGAACACGACAGAGACACUUGACUUGAGCGUGCGUGCGAGUGUGUUACAUUAUUACACUGCAUAUUUUCCAUUGCAGCAGUUACUAAAAACAACAAUGGUGUCUCCUUCUUCUUCUUCUUCACAUGAACCUGGUUUACCUUCCAUCACCGACCUCACACCACAACACAGAGCGUUUCUGGAUCAACAUUUCAAAACCAGACAAGACCUCUCUCUCGAAUCCACUCACCGUGUUCUCUCUUCUUCCCUCACACAACAAUGCUCCCACCUCGAGUCUCAUCUCCUUAACCGCCUCACCAAACGCACCGUUUCGUGGAUCUCUCGCUCCUUCAACGCCACCUCCUCCUUCCAUCAGCUCACCCUCUCGCUUCAGAAUCUCUCCCUCCGCACUUCCCCUCAUGGGGUUGGUUCGAAGAGUUUUAGGUGGGUGUUGAAUGAGGAGCUUCCUCGAUUAGCUAAGGAAAUGAACCGAAUUGACUCUCUUCGGAGUUAUCUAGAGACUGCUCUGCAGUUGGAAGCUCUGGUUGGAGAUCUUGAAGAUGCUGCUCUCUUUGUCAUGGCUUGCCUCACAGGGAGUAAAUUUUCAUCAAAGCCCUCAAUUUCAUCAAUCUCUGAAGAAAGAAAGCAUGACAAUUUGCUACAGGCCAUAAAAGCCAUGAAUGGCAUUGAAGAAGUAUUGAUCACGGUGGUGAAACUCCAUCCGCGGUGGCAUUGUCUUCUGAGGUCUGUUGACGUUAGGGCUGACAAAAUCUUGGCUGCUCUCCGGCCACAAGUCUUUGCAGAUCACCGUGCUCUUCUAGUCUCUCUUGGCUGGCCGCCUAAACUGCUAUCGCUGAAAAAUGGGUGUGAGCAAAUUGCUGGCCUUCCUAAUCCAUUAGUCCUAAUGCAUGAAGAUAAAAGAAGAAAUUACUCUCGAAGUUUUAUAGCUCUCUGUGCUUUGCAGCAUCUGCAGAAUAGAAGGGAAGAAAGACAGCUUAAUAAUCUUACAAAAAGAGAGAAGCACAAUACACAGCUUUGGGCCAUUAGUGAGCUAGUGUCUCCUAUGGCAUCAAGGAUGGAAUACCACUUUGCCAAAUGGACUGAGCAGCCUGAAUAUAUGUUUGCUCUGGCGUAUAAAGUUACCAGUGAUUUUAUUGUUGGAGUAGAUGAUGUUUUGCAACCUCUUAUUGAUAAGGCAAGGCUUAUCAGUUGUAGUGCAAAGGAGGCCUGGGUCUCUGCAAUGGUCCAAAUGCUUUCCGGCUUUCUAGAAAAGAAAGUUUUUCCCUUGCUUGCUGAAAGAUACCAAGUGAAGCAUUUGAAGCCUGAUGUGCUGUCUUCAUGGCUUCACCUCAUAGACCUUAUCAUUGCUUUUGAUAAAAAGAUGCAAUCUCUUGUCAAUCUAGAUACUUGUUUCUUGCCCGAGUCUGAAAGUUUUGAAGGGCCCUCAAGCAGCAUGUCAGUUCUAUCAAUAUUUUGUGAUAGGCAGGAUUGGCUGAAGAUCUGGGCGAAAAUAGAAUUCAAAAAUGCCUGGAAGAAACUUAAUACAGAGCUGAAAGAGGAGAGAGCAUGGGUGAUUUGCAGCAACUCUAAACCUGGACUUGGCACUGAUCAGGAAUAUGUGUUUCCUAAUAUAGAAGAUCACAAAGCUCCACCUAUUGCAAAAUCGUUCCUUAAAAUUAUCUGGGAAAUUAUUGAACGCUGCCAAACCAUGCCAUCCAUUUUAUUACGAGCACAAUUCAUUAGAUCUGCUGCGGGAAGAUUGAUAUGGUAUUUUAUGAAGAUAUUGCUUUUCCGGUUCAAGGGAAAUGAAUUAUGUCCUGAUAUUUCUGACGGUGUUUCUGUAAUUAAAGCAUGUGGGUUUAUAAAUACUGCUAGAUAUAUGUGGGUUAAACUGCAAGAAUGGAGUGAUGCUGUGGAUUUUUUGGAGAUGAAAAUUGCAGAAAAUGAUUCUACCAAACUCAUACAAGAUGAUAUAAUGGACAGUGGCUGCUUUUUUUAUGAAGAAAUAAAAAGCUUGUCUGAAAUGGAAACCAACUGGCUUAUGGAAAUUAUGUCCAUUGUUCUUCGAGAAUUUGAAACGCUUUCUUGGGACUACAUUCAAAACAAAGAAAAUUUUGAGGAAGGUCAAGAUGAUACAAAUCUUGUUGCUGUAAGAGAGGACGUUGAUUUAGCAGUCUCCAAUGAUUUUAUUGAAGCUUUAGAUAAUUUAAAAAGUUGGCUUCGUAUUGUGAAGAUAAAUCUCAAUACAAAGGAUUUCAUAGAUUUGUGGAGAAGCAUUGCAGAGGGGCUAGAUCAUUACAUUUCAUGCAGCAUUGUCAAAAAUGAGAUUCGGUUCACUAAGAUGGGCAUCAAUCAAUUUGAAGUAGAUAUGCAUGCUAUGAUAUUUAUUUUUCAGCCUUUUUGUGCUCGCCCACAAGCAUUUUUCCCUUGUAUUAAUGAGAUUAUUAAGCUUUUGAAACUGAAGAAAGAAGAGGUAAAGGUGUUUCUGUCCAAUGAUGAAAAUGGAUCAAAAUGUUUACAUCUUUAUGGAAUUUCUCAUCUGUCAGUUGAUCAAGUUCUUCAAGUUCUUACAUACAGAAACAGGGCCACUUGAUAUAUACAAUAAAGUGGUAUAUUGGAGAAGUCUACGCAUAUAUGCUGUGUGUAGUUGAAUGAGCAAAUGGAAUGUAAUGACCACGACUUUCACUUUUGAUGACUGAUGCUUAAUAGGGGUAUGGGAAGAAGUUGAGAAUUGUAAUGCAGAGGGACAAUUUAAUUCUGCUGUGAGCUCUCCCUACAAGAUGCAAGGUUUUGACAACAUCUGAGAACCCCCCAAUAUUCAUUACAAAAAUCAUCUUAUCUCUGACCCCUCAUCAAGCAAACAGUGCUCUGAUAUCAGUUAAUGUGCUGUCCACGAUUUCUCAUUUUCUUCCAAGCUAAAUAAGCCUCUUGACAAAGCACGUGUUUUUGUGGCUGAAGAAAGUGUAUGGAACAGCGUGCUGCAUUGGAAAAAAUGUAAACUAAACCUGCUGAAACUCAACUAGCAGCUGCAAAAUCUCAACUCCUAGUUUCUGAAUUCUUUAAUUUUGUAGAUUGCAGACUAAAUGGAAUUGAUUCAGAAGAAAUUUCAAAUGGCGUCGAAUGAAGAAUUUCCUGACUGAAAGUGCAGUGUCAAUUGAGCCUAUUUGAAGACAUGUUGGUGAGUUAGGAUAUUGUCCAGUUUGAGCAUUGUUUCAAACAAUUAAUUGCAGGAUUUUUCCCUGCUUUAUUUUUAAACAAAUACUCUGUACUAGAGCAUAUACUCUAACCCCCCUUAUUCAAGUAUAUCACCUAACUCUAAGUUAGGUGAUUAGAGUCCGAUGUAUCAAAAAAAAAUAGUAUAAGUUAGGCACUGAUUAUAUAUUAGGCUGUAAGUUAACUUCUAACUACUUCUUAAUCAGCCCCUUCAUUGCUUUCUUGAUUGAUUACAAUCAAACUUUAAAUUCAAGUGUGAAGUCUAGGCACACAAUUUCCCGAAGCAUUCUUUUCUAACAACUGUUCUCUAUGGAUAUUGAGCACUUUGCCAAGAAAGGAUUCAUGAUACUUACUGUAUGCAACUGUAAUCACAAUGUAAUCACCCUACAAAACUAAAUCACAAAAUAAUUGGUUCAGGCAAUCUGAUAUGUUCACAAAUACCAUUAGAUAAUUUCAUAAACGUUAGAAAUCUUUAUUAUUGAGCUGCA